This is a messenger RNA of Rosa rugosa (rugosa rose), 2417 nucleotides long. Its product is annotated as probable galacturonosyltransferase 4. The record is from RefSeq and is a predicted model, not a curated record. The transcript is spliced from 9 exons. Bases 299 to 2251 code for a protein of 650 amino acids. NCBI's taxonomy places the organism in Eukaryota, Viridiplantae, Streptophyta, Magnoliopsida, Rosales, Rosaceae. Gene Ontology annotation, molecular function: polygalacturonate 4-alpha-galacturonosyltransferase activity.
UAUUAGUAUUGGCCGUGUCUUUAUUAAUUUGAUCUCUUCUCUUCUGUGUGUCUGCUUCAUUCAUUAUCUUCUCUUCUGCCGUCGUACCAAUUUAGGAAAGAAAUGCUAGCGGGUGACAGAUCCUCCUGCUCUGCUCUCUAAUUUCAAUUGUUUGGCUAACAAGACCACCAUUUCCGAGCGUCCACCGCUGAGAACCAAAAGGCCGAGGAGAGAGAGAGUUUCAGGAUUGGUCUCCGGCUCUCCGCCUCUGGGCUUGGUCGGAAUUUCGUUUUCUGUAUAAAAAAAAAAAAGAGGAAAGAUGAUGGUGAGGAAUGUGGUGAUGCUCAUGCUCUUUGUAACAGUGAUUGCUCCCAUUAUUCUUUACACCGAUCGUCUUGGCUCCAUUCACACCUCCUCCUCUUCCUCCUCAGCCCGAGACGAAUUUGCUCAAGAUGUUACUGCUUUCCCUUUCAAUGCUCAAACUGGCCGUCUAAAUCUGCUUCCCCAGGAAUUAUCCACCCUCAAAGAACCCAUUGGAGUCGUAUACUCCGACAACUCUACUAAGUCACUUCCAGAGACAAAGGAGAGCGAAGCCAGCACCAAUCACUCCCACCAAGUAUCCGCUAGAGUGUUGUCUACCACCACCAACGAACAAGAUCUAUCUCAAAAAAAAGACAACCCCAUCGUACAGGUCACUCAAACACUUGAGCAAGGAAACCAACUUCUGGCCGACUCGGGUGCUAAACCAGCAACUUCUGAGCAGAAUACUAAUAAUGCCUCGCAGAAUACGGAAAUAAAGCUUGACCAGCAAUCCACCCAAACCUCCGUCAAGGUUGAUCAAAGAAAAUCUGUCAAAACUAUAUCAGAAAAAAAUAAUCAUGAAACGACUAUUCCGGAUGGUCGAGUAAGACAUCUGAAAGAUCAGCUCAUCAGGGCAAAGGUCUACCUAUCUCUUCCAGCUACAAGAAACAAUCCCCAUUUCACAAGGGAGAUUCGACUGCGGAUAAAGGAAGUUCAGCGAGCACUUGCGGAUGCAAGCAAGGAUUCUGACCUGCCAAGGAAUGCGAAUGAUAAGUUGAAGGCAAUGGAACAGACAUUGGCUAAAGGAAAGCAGAUUCAAGACGACUGCGCUGCUAUGGUGAAAAAGCUUCGAGCUAUGCUCCAUUCGAUGGACGAGCAACUCCGGGUCCACAAGAAGCAGACUAUGUUCUUAACGCAGUUAACAGCAAAAACAGUUCCUAAGGGACUUCACUGUCUUCCCUUGCGCCUCACCACUGAAUACUAUUCCUUAAAUUCUUCUCAAAGGAACUUUCCUAAUCAAGAGAGAUUAGAAGAUCCCCUGCUGUACCACUAUGCACUCUUCUCAGACAAUGUAUUGGCAGCGGCAGUUGUCGUAAACUCAACUGUUACCCAUGCUAAGGACCCUGCAAACCAUGUUUUCCACAUUGUCACUGACAGGCUAAAUUAUGCUGCGAUGAGAAUGUGGUUUUUGGUGAAUCCACCCGGCAAAGCCACUAUUCAGGUUCAAAAUAUUGAAGAGUUUACAUGGUUGAAUUCAAGUUACAGUCCUGUUCUGAAGCAGUUGGGUUCUGCAUCCAUGAUAGAUUAUUACUUUAGGACUCAUCGCUCCAAUUCUGAUUCAAAUUUGAAGUUCCGAAACCCAAAGUACUUGUCUAUCCUGAACCAUCUCCGGUUUUACCUUCCGGAGAUCUUCCCAAAGCUCAACAAAGUGCUGUUCUUGGAUGAUGAUAUAGUUGUGCAGAAGGAUCUUACAGGGCUCUGGUCCCUUGAUUUGAAGGGAAAUGUUAAUGGGGCCGUAGAGACUUGUGGAGAAAGCUUCCAUCGCUUUGACCGGUAUCUUAACUUUUCAAAUCCUCUUAUCUCAAAGAAUUUUGACCCUCAUGCUUGUGGAUGGGCAUAUGGAAUGAAUGUCUUUGAUUUGGAGCAAUGGAAGAAGCAAAACAUCACAGAGUUAUACCACAGAUGGCAGAAGCUGAAUCAUGAUAGACAGUUGUGGAAGUUGGGAACGCUACCACCUGGUCUCAUAACUUUUUGGAAACGCACAUAUCCACUUGAUCGUUCGUGGCAUGUGCUGGGGCUUGGUUAUAACCCUAGUGUUAACCAGAAGGAGAUUGAUCGAGCAGCUGUUAUACACUAUAAUGGCAACAUGAAACCAUGGCUUGAGAUAGGUAUACCCAAAUACAGAAAUUACUGGGCAAAAUAUGUUGAUUAUGAUCACAUGUAUAUGCGAGAAUGCAACAUCAAUCCAUAGAAUGACUCUUAUUAUGGUAUUUGGAAGUUUUUGUGCAAUACCUUCUAGGCUGGCCAUAAAUUGUGACAGGUUUUCCUCGAUAUCCCUCUGUAGGCAUUUUUUUGUUCCGAAGUAACAAGCUCUCAAGCUUUAUUCUUUCUGUAUACAUUUUGAUUUUUUCCCCGCU